CUCGACAAAAUGGUUUCAUCCAAAGAUGGCCACGAUAUCUGUCAACCAGAAGUGAAACUUUCCCUCAAGAAUAGGAAUAUACCCCGUCAUUUAUCCUUCAUUUGGACUAUUUUGCUCGAAUUGACAUCGAUGCGGUUUUACUGGACACACAUUAUUAUGUUUUUCUGAGUUGUUUUUUCGUCCGACGCCGUUUUGUAUUGAAUACCAACCCGCCUUGCUCAACUGCUCUCUUUAAAGAGAGCUAGCCGUCCUGCUAACCGCGGGGAGAUUCUUGUCUCCGGGAAUAAUUUCGGGAGCAUAUUUACACUUUGCCACUCUAAAUAAAGCGCGACAGCUGGUACCGAUACUGUCACCUAAGUGUUUCUCGCAGGAAGCAGGUUUUAACGCCGAGGACGCUCGCGAGUUGUUAGGAUCAGCACUUCCGUCUACAUGUUUACGUCACUCGCUGCCAGUUAAGUUUGAUGUUUUUCCAUGAGCACUGUGUGGAGAGGACUUUGAUUUGCUUGUACCUUCUGUCCUAGCAAAUCAAUGGAGAAGCUUCAAGACCUCAACCAGUCCGAGUUGCAGGAUUUGCUGGACAACUCGGAGCGGGUGGAGUCUAUGGCACUAGAGUCUGAUGAGAUUCAGAACAUUCAGUUGGAGAGGGAAAUGGCUCUGGCUGCAAACCGCAGUCUGGCCGAGCAAAACCUGGACAUGAAGCCCCGUCUCGAAACAGAGAGGGCACGACUGGUGGGAAAAUACUCUGAACUAGAGGAAGUGAGAGAGAAAUACCAGCAGCACUGUGCCAUGAGAGAUAGUAUCAUGGGGCAGGUUUCUCCGGAGGGGCUGUUGUCUCGUCUGCAGACAGAGGGCACCAACACAGAGGAAGAAUCAGAGGUUUUAGCAGAUGAGUUUCUUGAAGGUUCGAUAUCGCUGGACUCCUUCCUCGAGCGCUUCCUUUCCCUCCGCUCUCUGGCUCACACAAGACGAGUGCGCAUUGAAAAGCUGCAAGAAAUUAUCAGUCAAAAGAGCAAAGGAAUUGGCGAUGCUGCAGUGACAUCACAAACCUGUGCUAAUCAGGACGCUGGAUCCUCAUCGCUGUGGCAACAACCGCAGCCUCAACAGCAGCAGAGCUCCAAAAUCAGUGCACCCUCCAAUGCCUCCACUUCCGCUCUGCCCUACACCCCCUACCCUGUUGCUCCCCCCUCAGCCUCCACAGCGGCCAGCACUAAUCCUAGCACAGCGUUUCAGCCCUACCCCAGCCAGGGUCCCACCUUCCCUCCAUCAACAGGCUACACAGCUCCCAGGCCUGCAUUUGGUCCUCCCACUUGCCCAUACCCCACCCAACCACCAUUUCCUGCCCCGCCUUUUGGGCAGUUUGGUCCCACGCCUGCUCCGUAUCCCGUUCCAUAUGCUUAUGGAGGGUACAACUACCCCACAGGCCCCCAUGGCCCAUCAAACCAAUCACCCAGAGCUAAUAGACCAGCUUUUGGGGUACCACAACCAUACUCUUGAGCCACUCUGUGUGUGUCUGUCUUUCUCUUAGUCUCACUAUCCCCCCUCUCGUCUCUCUCCCUCCUUUCUCCCCCUGUUCUACCUCCUCCUCACCCUCAGAUUUGUGGUUUGUGUACCCAUGUCAUAUCCUGUUUCCUGUCUGAGGCUUAUAAAGACAAUUGAGAUUGAGCGUGUGCUUGUUUCCCCCAUGAGACCUCAGUCAGAGACUCAGUAUGGGCCACACAGUCUUAAAUGGCUCAGUUCCUGUCAAUUUUAAAGCAUGUUAUCAGUUUGCAAAAAUUCUGAUUUAUUAUUAUCUUUAAUGACGAGAGUCUUUUUUUUGUUGACAACAUUGUGUUACAGCUCAGACUUAUUUUGCUGUUGUUCUUUUUUUUCCAAUCAUUUUGUCCAAACUCUACUGAGACAGACAUGCCACACUACAUAAAAGUGUUAUGUUAGCAUAAUAGGCUAAUCUCUUGUCUAUAUCAACCCUUGUUGACAGCGUCAAUCCAGAAAGCACAGCACCAUUUUACAUUCCAUCAAAGAUUAAAACUCCUUAUAAAAAAGCAGAGCUUAUUCACUAUCAUGAAUAAAUUUAGACAACUUCCACGUGUGCAGAUCUGGGUGAGUUAUGUAUGCUUAGUGUACCAAUGCGCCAACCAAUCACUCCAAACUCUCCAUACCUCUUUUGCUUCCUCUUUUUUCCUUUCACACCCUUCCACUCUAUUUAUUUAAUAUACCACUUGACAAUGCUCGGAAGAAGUAAACUUUUACUCUAAGUUCUCUAGUGGGGAUGGUGUAUUUAACAAAUUAAACUAAUAUUAAAGGGAAACUGGAGAACAAGGGAUAUUAAUAUAGACAUAUCUAUCUGCUAUAGCACAGGAUUUGGUGGGGAAGUUGAGGCAUAACAUAGCACAGAGCAUAUGCAAAGGAAAUAGGAGUUUCAUAACAUGCUUACUUUAGUAAAUAUAGCAUUCUACACCUACCGUUAAUGUAGAUAGUCCUUUUGUGGUAAAACUAUGCAGACGAAUGCCUGGCUGCAUAUUUUACACUGACAUUUAGACCGAGCGAGACAUUUGAUGGUCUUGUACAGCUAGAUGCCCAGUCUGUUUCAGAGGCACUUCACCCCAGAAUCAUACGCCGGGUGGGACUGGAUCUAGUUAACCAACAGAAUGCUUUAUUUUGUGGUUUGAUUUGAGUCCACCUUCAGAUUCAACCACAUGAACAGCCCACUAGACCACAGUUGUAAGCCUAUCCAUCAAAACGGCCUGUGCGUGUCAUUGCGUGGUGUUAUGUAGAUCCGUAAAAGCCCCAUCUAUUUGAGACCUCCUUGUCGGCCAACUAGAGGACCAUGUGAAUCACACUAGCACUCCACACUAACAGUCCCAAACUCUUUGGCAACAGGAGCUGGGAGCGGGGCCUUCGAACCAUCAGCUCUAGAAUAGACGUGCGGGGUCUCUCUUUAUUUUUGUACUUAAAAGCAAUUCAAAACCAGAGGCAUCCUCAAUCAAGCCUCAGAGUGGCUUUAUCUAAUUCAUGAACUCAGGUUUGUAGCAAAACCCCCACGUUUAGGUUCCCUCCCCAGCACCUGGAGCAAGGGAGAGGGGUGAUACGACACGAGGAUGAGAGGAAACAAAUGGGAUGAAAAUGUUAUUAGCACAUUGAUUUGCAGCAUUAGUGGAGAGAAAUUCUGUUGCAUUGGUUGUGAUGACUGUAGUCUGUUAAAAGUGUAUUUUAAUUUUUAUUGUCCUUUUUUUUGGGUGUGAAUAUUAAAGACUGAAGUUGAUCUACAA
Messenger RNA from Carassius auratus (goldfish), 3266 nucleotides. RefSeq names its product vacuolar protein sorting-associated protein 37C-like. The record is from RefSeq and is a predicted model, not a curated record. Gene Ontology annotation, biological process: protein targeting to membrane; protein targeting to vacuole; ubiquitin-dependent protein catabolic process via the multivesicular body sorting pathway. Gene Ontology annotation, cellular component: ESCRT I complex. The coding region runs from base 529 to 1494 and encodes 321 amino acids. The transcript is spliced from 5 exons. NCBI's taxonomy places the organism in Eukaryota, Metazoa, Chordata, Actinopteri, Cypriniformes, Cyprinidae.